ACAACAAAAAUAAAAUCCCCUCUCUUCUUUUUCUUUAAUAUUUUGCCAGUAAUGGCAGCCAUCACUGGCAGUAACUGCAGCAAAAGAAGGUGAGAGGGCUUUUUUCCUUCAUCGGGAAGGUAAAAGCUUUAGCAUAUAUAUCCCUACUGCACUGUCAACAUUGAACUUCAAAAACACUGCUAUCUUGUCUUUCAUGGUGCAAAAAUGACUAGAAAUAUAAAUCACCCACGUUUCACAGUUGGCUGGGUUUUGUAGCAUAAAUCUCGUGGAGAAUUUUAGAGAUAUGGUUUAGUACCCUAAGUGAAGAACAACUAGGAAAAGAUAAGACAGUGAGAGAGAAAGAGAAAGAGAUAAUGGAAGGUGGUUCCAAUAGCACUUCUUGCAUGUUGGCUUUUGGACACAACAAUAAUACUUGCAAUGGACCAUGUCAUGUGUCUAUGAUGCCAUCCAUGUCUUCCCAUCAUCAUCAUCAUAUGGACUCGAAUAAUCCUUUAUUUCUUCCUUUACCUCCCACCAACAAUCAAGACCCGAACCAUAAUAGCACCAGCGGUUCACCCUCUAUGAUCCUCAACAACACAGGGUGUUAUUUCAUGGAGAACAAUAAUAAUGAUGAUGAUGGCAGCUCUUCUUCUUCUAUGAAAGCCAAGAUCAUGUCUCACCCUCACUAUCACCGUCUGUUGGCCGCUUAUGUCAAUUGCCAAAAGGUUGGAGCACCGCCUGAAGUGGUGGCGAGAUUGGAAGAAGCAUGCGCGACUGCUGCCACCGUGGGGGGUACUAGUAGCACCAGUUACAUGGGUGAAGAUCCAGCACUUGAUCAGUUCAUGGAAGCUUACUGUGAGAUGCUGAUUAAAUAUGAACAAGAGCUGUCUAAACCAUUCAAGGAAGCCAUGGUUUUCCUCCAAAGGAUCGAGUGUCAAUUCAAAGCCCUCACAGUUUCAUCUUCAAAUUCUGCUUAUGGUACUGAAACUUUUGAAAGGAAUGGAUCGUCUGAAGAAGAAACUGAUGUAAACAACAAAAGUUUCAUCGAUCCCCUCGCGGAAGAUCGAGAACUUAAAGAUAAACUUUUACAGAGAUACAGCGGAUAUUUAGGCAGCUUAAAGCAAGAGUUUAUGAAGAAAAGGAAGAAAGGUAAGCUACCUAAGGAAGCCAGGCAACAAUUAUUGGAUUGGUGGAGUAGACAUUACAAAUGGCCAUACCCUUCGGAGUCGCAAAAGCUUGCCCUGGCGGAAUCAACCGGUUUGGAUCAGAAACAAAUCAACAACUGGUUCAUUAACCAAAGGAAAAGACAUUGGAAACCAUCUGAAGAUAUGCAGUUUGUGGUAAUGGAUGGUACACAUAAUCCACACUAUUUUAUGGAUAAUGUUGUAGGCAAUCCAUUUCCAAUGGAUCUUUCCCCUACAUUUCUCUAAAAGAUGAAUUUUAUAUGGGAAGGAAAUUUGAAGGCAAAAAUUGCAUAUUAUAUGCAGACCUAUUCAUAUUUAUGUCAUGUCGUAUGCAACUUUUGAGGCUAUAGUAUUGCCACUUUUUCAUGUAGUUUGAUCUAGAAUAUGGAGAUCAUUGUUAGUUUUUGUGUUUUCUUCUAAUAAUUGUUAUUACACAUGGUUUUAAGCUAAUAUGAGAUUGCUAUUAAACAACAAUAUAUAAAUACUCUGCAACAGUAGUUUUUUGGUAAAAUUACCACCGAGGUCCUUGUAUUAGUUGUAUUAUAUUCUGCUCUAUAUUUAAAAUGGAUAGUGGAUAAAUUAGUUUUGUA
Molecule: messenger RNA, 1753 nt
Organism: Gossypium raimondii (Peruvian cotton)
Lineage: Eukaryota; Viridiplantae; Streptophyta; Magnoliopsida; Malvales; Malvaceae
Product: homeobox protein SBH1
Exons: 4
Coding region: 354-1409 (351 amino acids)
Biological process (GO): regulation of DNA-templated transcription
Cellular component (GO): nucleus
Molecular function (GO): DNA-binding transcription factor activity, RNA polymerase II-specific; DNA binding
Source: RefSeq, a predicted model, not a curated record